UGUCAAGCAGGCCAAACGACUAGAUUUAAUAUUCUGAUUCAGACAUGUCGGACGAUUCAGAAGAUGAUUAUAUGUCAGAUGCAGUACUACUGCAAUGCAAAGAUACACGACCUGGCUUGGUAUCUUCCAGACAGGCUAAGAAUUAUCAGCGAGAAGAGAAGCAGAAGCAGGCAAAACUCAAGAACACAGUAAAACCAAAAAAGGUGAUAGAAAAUGAGAAGAGAGAGGAAGGGCUGAAGGCAGCCAUUGGUAGUGAAAACAAAGGCUUUGCUCUUCUAGCCAAGAUGGGCUACAAACCAGGAAUGGCUCUGGGAAAACGAGGAGAAGGCCGUUCAGAGCCAGUGCCAAUAGAACUGAAAGAUGGUCGUGGGGGUUUGGGCCGAGACACACAAGUCAAGAGGAAACAGGCUGAGGCAGUUGCCUUUCGUGCAAUGAUCAGUCAUAAACGACAGAAGAUGGAACUGCGACAGAAACAACAUUUUAUGAGUCAUAUGAGUAACAGGUUCUCAGAACAGCAGGCAGAGCGAGAUUUAUAUAAAAGUCAGAAAGUGUGUGAACAACUUGAUUCUCAGAUGGAUAUCAAAGAGCCUGAAGUUUAUUAUUAUUGGCCUGCUUCUCACUUAAAGCAUUUAAAAAAGAAGGCUCAGCAGCAUGUUUGUGAGGAGGAGGAUUAUGAUGAUGAUUUCAAUGAUGAUCGAAAUGAUGGUAUACCCAAAAAACCAUUAAGAUCAUUGCAUGAUUAUGAGGAAGAGGAAGAUGAGGAAGAAGAAGAAGAAGAAGUUAUAGACACAGUACCAAUUACAGAGAAGCUUCAAAUCUUAACUAAAUACCUGCGAACUAAGCAUGUCUACUGUGUAUGGUGCGGCACAAGGUACAAUGAUGCUGAGGACUUGGAAUCAUCUUGUCCAGGGAGCACAUCAGAGGCCCAUGAUGAAUGAUUGUGAAAAAUGGGAAUUUAAAGUAAUUUCUUCAAGGAAAUUUCACUUUGAUUGCUGCACAUGAAGAGGUCAUCUUGGGACUUCCAUCCAAUAUUUGAAGUUCCCUGCCUGAUGGUCUUUGGCCUUCAGCUCAGAAUUGGAUGCCUUGUCCAUGAUGAUUGUCUGGUGGUUUCCUUUAAACUUUGAAAGUCACACAGGUUGAUGAUCUUGUGAUCUCUUUCAUUGUCAGUCUCAUGAUGAUCAUCUGGCAGCUUCCAAGUGAUGGUGAACCAUGCAUGCAUGCAUGAUACUUUGUAUCAACUUUUAAUACCUGCUAGGUGGUGAACAUUCACAAUCUUUGACCUAUGAUAUUCAGUAGCAGAGCUAUUUUAACAUUGACUCUCAUUCAUUGUAAGUGAGGUUUUUGGUCCUUUACUGUUUGUCUAAUUGUUUUCCAAUAUGAUUGAUUGGUAAAGAUGUGAUUUUUUUUGUCUAUAAGGUACAAUAGUGCUGCAGUCCAAGAAGUACCCAGUAGAUAAAAAUGAAGAAGUAUGACAAUUUCUAAGUUUGGAUUAAAUUCAUGACUAUUACAUUUAUCAGCCAAAAAAGACUCUAAGUUUAGAUCAUCUGCUGAAAAUUACGACACUUAUUUUAUAUGUGAUUAUAAAAUAGAACAUUUUAUAUAAUAUAUAUAUACAACAGGCAUGUGGCAGUUAUGUCACAAGUUUUUAAAGUUUUUCAUGUGAAGAACAUGCUUAAAAAAAUAAAGACAGUGACUGGUGAA
This is a messenger RNA of Ylistrum balloti, 1701 nucleotides long. Its product is annotated as G patch domain-containing protein 11-like. The transcript has 6 exons. Gene Ontology annotation, molecular function: nucleic acid binding. The record is from RefSeq and is a predicted model, not a curated record. NCBI's taxonomy places the organism in Eukaryota, Metazoa, Mollusca, Bivalvia, Pectinida, Pectinidae. The coding region runs from base 45 to 938 and encodes 297 amino acids. Gene Ontology annotation, cellular component: kinetochore.